CAGGGCUGCCUAUAAAGAGCAGGGGAGAUCUGUUCACCCUCCAGAAGGACGCAGGCAGCAGUGAGAGCCCAGGCCCACCUCUGCGGACAAAAGAGCCCACACGCCGUGCACUGCUCAGCAUCAUGGAGGUCCCCGGGGCUGCCCUCGCCGUCCUCCUCUGCACCAUGGCCCUCUGCAGCCAGGUCUUCUCUGCACCAUUUGGUGCUGACACCCCAACAGCCUGCUGCUUCUCCUAUGUCUCCAAGCAGAUUACACGCAAGUUCAUAGUCGACUACUUUGAGACCAGCAGCCAGUGCUCCAAGCCUGGUGUGAUCUUCCAGACCAGAAAAGGCCGCCAGGCCUGUGCCGACCCCAGUGAGGCCUGGGUCCAGGAGUACGUGACCGACCUGGAGCUGAACGCCUGAGUGGCCUGGAGGCUUUGAGAACCCAGUGACCUCAGUGGGCUGCCUGGGGAGCAG
This is a messenger RNA of Odobenus rosmarus divergens (Pacific walrus), 458 nucleotides long. RefSeq names its product c-C motif chemokine 3-like. Gene Ontology annotation, molecular function: chemokine activity; CCR chemokine receptor binding. Gene Ontology annotation, cellular component: extracellular region. The transcript is spliced from 3 exons. Lineage: Eukaryota; Metazoa; Chordata; Mammalia; Carnivora; Odobenidae. The record is from RefSeq and is a predicted model, not a curated record. Gene Ontology annotation, biological process: lymphocyte chemotaxis; cellular response to interleukin-1; inflammatory response. The coding region runs from base 123 to 404 and encodes 93 amino acids.